GACCCUCCUCGGGGCAGGACGAGCCUCUCCGGAAAGCAUGGUCCUCGAACUUCUCCGCCUUUAGAACGUCUCAGCUUCCAAGGAGGAAUGGCGAGGUUUCUGCUCUUGGGGCUUCUGGUCGUCCUGUGUGGCCACUCGUCCGAAUCUACGUGUGCGGACUCCGCCGUGGCCAACGCCGUAGUCGUGCCCGUGAAUUCGGAGGAGCGAGCGCUUUACUGCGUGGAGGAAACCUUGAAAUGGAGCACGGAUGACACGGUUCUUCUGUCUCAAUGCGUCGAUGGACAGUGGACUACGCCCGAAGCCACGUGCAGUACAGCGAGGGAGCCCGUAGCCUGCGACUCGCCCUUCCCGCGUCCCAACAGCACUGAGGAGCCGACGGAGAUCCGACACGAAACGUCCAAGGCGGUCAUCGCGGUCUAUUACAGCUGCUCGUCCCCGGGUGCCUGGCUGUCCGGUGCCCACGGUCGGGUGUCCCAGUGCCAUAACGGGCAAUGGACGCCGGUUCAUGAUAUCUGUGAUAGUGUUUGUUCGAUUCCUCGCGACUGCUACGAAGUGGCCGACUUGGGAUUCAACACCACUGACUUGUACAUCAUCGUUCCGGACGGAGAAUCCUAUGAAAAUAGCGUUGAGGUGCUGUGCGAAUUGGAGGCCACCGCCGAGAAAGCGGAGGGCCGGUGGACGACGGCGCUGUGGCUGGCGAAGGCCGACCCGACUCACACUUCGGAAGAGUUCGAAGAUGGGUUCGGAACCCCGGCCUUCAAUUCAUCCUUGUCUUUUGCAAUAGGGGUAUCUAAUCUGACAAAACUUCACUACACACCUCAGUUGGAGGAACGGCCAUUGGUUUAUCAGUAUGUGAUCACACUGGCAAGUGGAGAGGUACAUCACGCAACAUACACCAGUGUGAUGAUUGAUGAUGACGAAUUCUUCUCCAUGUUGUAUGCGGAGGGUUACCAUGGCGACGCCGGAGAUUACUUGUUGCACUGCAAUCCGAUCGGGCCAAUGGCAGCGGAGUCAUGGGGGAGUUGUCCCCUGAUUACGAACGGUGAACUUUCGUGGGGAACGCUGGAGAACAUCGCUUCCAUUCAGCUGAGAGUUCGACCGAAGUUUUAUGACACUGCGACUUCCUGCCCAGCCCUGAGCAUAUCAGAGGUCGAAUGGCCAUUAUGGAACAACACUGAAGUCGACAUUCCCAUCUCACGAGGCCACGGGUCGGUCAUAACCUACGAGUGCAUAGGGGAGUACAUGCUGGAAGGGGCUGAGGGAGGCCAGAGGUCUGCGCGCGGUGCUCUGCUGUGCACGUCCAAUGGCGUUUGGAAUGCCUCUGUGACGCUCCCUUGCAAGCUCACUUGCCCCCCGGGUUUCUUCAAGUCGGGAAACAAAAAGGCUUGUUACAAGUUCUUGACGAGCGCUUCGACCUUUGGCCUCGAGUCUGCUGCUCUCCAAUGCAGUGGCUUCAACGCCUCCUUAGCGGUGGACUUUGAGGCGAGCGACUUGUCAGACGCGGCCGCUGGUUUCUACUACACAGGCUACACACAACGAGUCCCAACAUACCAGGAGGCGGUGGCGCCCUUGGCAGACCCCGACGCCGCCUACAACGCCUCGUGGCACCUCUGGCAGCGCCGCCUCUUCUCCGUCAGGGCGCAGCGCUACGCCGGCUACGGCUUGUGUCCCGACGGAGCGUGUUUUGAGGCGUCGACCACCCCGUCGUGUCUGCUCGUCUCCGCAGGCGCUGAGACGAAGACGGAAAACUGUUCAGCCUCGACCAGUCUGCCGAUGUGCAUGGUGCCAGCCAGCUGCCCUCCGGAGUUCGUGAAGCACCGGGGCCUCUGCUACCUCCUCCGCGCGCAGGAGACCGACGUCGCAGGGGCGCUGAGGGCGUGCACGCUGAAGGGAGCUUCACUGGCGUUUCCGAAGGACAUGGACACGCUUCUGUUCCUCGUGUCUCUGGUGGAGUUUAUGAUGACCAAUGUGUCGGCAACACCGCCUCUCACGCUGCACCUUGGGAUGAACAAUGCAGCAGGAGACUGGACUCUGGGCGGCCUAUACACGCCCACCAGCGAGGUCGUGGGCGCCAUGGGACCCACGCCCGCGGCAGAUCCUCCUCUGGCAUGGCGACUCCUCAGCGUCCCCGGGAGUGGCGAAGGCGAGCGGUUCUCCGUCACUGCGUCUUCGCUUUCGGACACCGCGACCCACGUCCUCUGCCAGCUCCAUGGCCCGAUCUGGUGCAAGAGCGAUCCUCCCUUGGCCACUUCCAACAUGACAUUGACAUGGAACGGAGAUCAUGUUGUAGGCACGUUGGCAGAAUACUCCUGCGCCCCCGGGUUCUUCAUGGACGGGAACAUCACCGUAAGCAACUGGACCAUGCAGUGUCUGGGUCAGCUGGGCGAAUGGUUCCCUCAGCCCUUACCCGAGUGCAGACAAGCCAAUGUAUGCCUGGAGGAAAUGCCAACAGUCCCUUCUCCCCUUAUAUGGAACACAACGGAUGAGAACGUGAGGUACUUGUACGGAACGGCCCAGUACUGGUGCCCCGAAGGCAUGGCAACAGCACAAGGCAUGGCCGUUCAGAACGUUACUUGCAGCCUUAGCCAAACCACUGGCGAAACCAUCUAUUCGUUCACGCCGGCCAUUUUGGAAGACUGUACAGUCUGCGCCUUGCAACCGACGGCAGGGAAUGCCACCACAGACUGGACGAACACCACCAGUUACGCUGUCGGGCAGACUGUCACAGCCUCGUGUAUAGCGUCGCACCACGCGCAGACUGGUCAAAACAGCAGUCUCGUUGAGUGCACAGAGACGGGGUGGGCAAAUGUCAGUGCUUGUUAUAAGGCGUGCGUGGACAGCCCCCCCGAAGCUGGGACCAAUAUGACUCGCGAGAAUUUCACAGACGACCACAUCGGGGUUGUUCUGUCGUACGAUUGCGCCCCUGGCUUCUGGCUGCAGACUGACCAGGAGAACCCAGCGCUCGCGAACCAAACCACCGUCACCUGCAACAGCGCCGGAGUGUGGGAGCCAGCAAGGACGCCUCUUCGGUGCGUCCCUCUGUGCACCGACGACCCCCCGGUGCCCCCCGACCCAGCUGCCAGCGACUGGGACGGAUACAACAGGUCCGUCGGUCAUCAGAUCGCGAUGACGUGUCCCGACGGUCAGCUGUUCGAGGACCUGAGCGCCGUCGUCGUCGUCGCCUGCGAAGCCAGCGCUCGGUGGACCAACGUUUCUGAGGGGCUUCUCGUCUGCACUCUCGCGACGAACAGCACGCCGAUCUUGCCAGCGAACCUGACCGCGGCCACGCAGGUCGGGUGGCCCAGCCCCCCGUACCUGGUCGGGUCGUCGUACAACGUGACCUGCGCCGCCGGCACGAUGACCCCGUCCGGCAAGACCUUCAUGACCACCAACCUCACCGCGGACGGCUGGACGGCCAUCGACUCCGACUUCAUUUGUUAUAAUGUGAGCGACGUCCUCCCCGCCGCCCUCUUGGACCUGUUCGAAGAGUAUGGCGUCGACGCGGCCUCCCUCGUCUCUGAGGACGGACUCACGGAGGUCACCUUCGGGAACAUGACCGUGUCCUUCGGCGACGCCCCUUACAUCGUGGGCUCGACCAUCUCCUUCCGCUGCAUCACCUGGAAGGCGACUCGGAGCGGGGAGACGUCCAUGACCGUCAUGUACACGCCCGACGGCUGGGAGGAGGUGGACCCCGACUUCGUCUGCAACAAAAUUUAUUAAGCUUCGGUAUGAGAUUCUAUCACAUAUGUUGGCGUUGUGAAAACGGAAUGAGGAGCCUUACCUGCGUGUUCCAAGGGAGGGUUUGCAGGUCCUGGGUUCCCCGGUGGCUGCUGCGCGUUCUCUGUGAAGAUAAGGCGAAGGGUCGUGGAUGGUGGGUCAUUGCUACUCCUUUGCUGAUGCUUGUGAUUCAUGAUAAACGUACAAGUGAUGUUUAAUAUGACGGGAAGUAAGAAACAAACAUUAAGACAGAUCUCGCCGCCUAUGAAGAGGAUAUGUAUAUGUCAACAAUACACUUCCGUCCUCCCAAGCUGUGCCUUCCUCUCUCAGUCCAGAGGAAACAGCUGUUCACACCUUCCUUGCCUGCCCAAGACUUUCUCUUCCGGCGAUCCAGCCCUUCGUCACGCCCGGAAGAAUGGACACCCAAGAUUUGGUACCAGGCACCUCCACCAGCAGGACAAGAAGUCGCUGGAUAUAAGGACGUCUCGUCAGGCAGAGAGGAGGGAGAGCACCAGAGGCAGACCGAGACCUAGCAGAGCAGUCACAGGACAGAAGGUCACCCUUCUCGCCUCGGCACUCGAGGCACGGGGUCACUCUCGGGGUCACACCAUUAUCUCCCAAUAAACUCCUCAAACAA
Molecule: messenger RNA, 4354 nt
Organism: Penaeus vannamei (Pacific white shrimp)
Lineage: Eukaryota; Metazoa; Arthropoda; Malacostraca; Decapoda; Penaeidae
Source: RefSeq, a predicted model, not a curated record